Molecule: messenger RNA, 1214 nt
Organism: Salvia hispanica
Lineage: Eukaryota; Viridiplantae; Streptophyta; Magnoliopsida; Lamiales; Lamiaceae
Gene: UMAMIT4
Product: nodulin MtN21 /EamA-like transporter family protein
Cellular component (GO): membrane
Molecular function (GO): transmembrane transporter activity
Source: RefSeq, a predicted model, not a curated record
GAUAUGGCACAGGGAAUCGUCGUCUCUGAACGAGCUAAGCUCGUGGCAUCAUUGAUAGUUCUGCAGCUAUGCUUUGCCGGGUUUCACAUAGUCUCGAGAGUUGCUCUCAACAUUGGUGUUAGCAAGAUUGUAUAUCCUAUUUACAGAAACAUUAUUGCAUUGAUAUUGGUAGGGCCUUUUGCCUACUUCAUGGAAAAGAAGGAGAGAACACCUCUCACAUUCUCAUUGUUGGCCGAGUUCUUCCUACUUGCAUUAGUGGGAAUCACAGCAAACCAGGUGUUCUACAUACUAGGUUUGUAUUAUGCAUCACCAACCUUUGUAUCAGCACUGCAGAACACAGUACCAGCACUGACCUUUAUCAUGGCGUCUGUUUUGAGGAUUGAGCAAGUGAAUGUUGCGAGGAUGGAUGGUUUAGUGAAAGUUCUAGGGACUUUGGUGAGCAUCGGAGGCGCUAUGGUUAUCACCUUGUACAAAGGGCCACUAAUUUUGAAUGGAACUAAUCCAUCAACAGAGGAGAGUUCAAACAAAAUGCAAAGCUGGGCAUUGGGUUGUAUAUUUACCUUUUGCCACUGCUUAUCCUGGGCUGGAUGGAUGGUCCUUCAGGCUCCUAUAGUGAAGAAGUACCCUGCCAAACUCUCACUUACAUCAUUCACACUCUUCUUCGGAUUGAUUCAAUUCCUAUGCAUAGCUGCAUUCACAGAAAGGGAUCCAACACACUGGAAAAUAGUGUCGGGGGAAGAAAUUUUUACCAUCUUAUAUGCGGGCAUUAUAUCAUCGGGACUUGUAAUAGUUCUACAGACCUGGUGCAUUCAAAAGGGAGGUCCAGUGUUCGUGUCCAGCUUCCAGCCAGUUCAAACAGUAUUAGUUGCCGGAAUGGCGUCCAUAGUUCUUGGUGAUCAAUUAUACUCUGGAGGAGUCAUUGGAGCUACACUAAUCAUGACUGGCCUCUAUCUAGUUUUAUGGGGUAAAACAGCAGAAGCAAGAUAUCAAAGCCAAGACAAGGAAGAGACUCUCACAAAACAUCUAUUAGAUGGUGACAACAGUAGUCAAGAGUGCCCAACAAGAGCUGAUAUUCCGUAAAAAAAAUCUGUCAGCAAAUUUAGAGCCUUCACAUGCUGAAAGGCUCACAAGUUGUAGGUCAUUUUCUGUAUAAUAUCAAAAACAGACUCAGCAUAAAAAAUAUUAACACGUAGAUCUUCACUUGACUUGUUCAA